Molecule: messenger RNA, 1272 nt
Organism: Cynara cardunculus var. scolymus (artichoke)
Lineage: Eukaryota; Viridiplantae; Streptophyta; Magnoliopsida; Asterales; Asteraceae
Product: galactomannan galactosyltransferase 1-like
Exons: 1
Coding region: 1-1272 (423 amino acids)
Cellular component (GO): trans-Golgi network; endosome; membrane
Molecular function (GO): galactosyltransferase activity
Source: RefSeq, a predicted model, not a curated record
AUGACACAGCCUGGAUCUGCUAACCGGAAACCUACUGUCUUCUUUCUCUUUCUCGCCGGAGUGCUCAUCGCAUUUCUGUUUCUUUCAGUUAUCUUCACUUUCUCUUCUUCCAAUUCACUCCCCGCUCUUUCCCGUUUGCGGUCCACUGAUGCAUGCAACUGUAAUGGCAACAACCCUCCACGAUUCAACCUCGGAUUUGAUCCACCUGUUUUAACCUUCUACGAUGAUCCAUCUUUCGGGUACACCUUUGCCAAGCCCAUCAAGAACUGGGACAAAAAGAGACGAGAAUGGCUGAUGCUGCAUCCUUCUUUUGCUUCUGGAUCCGAAGACCGGAUUUUUCUGGUGACUGGAUCACAAUCAUUGCCAUGCCAGAACCCUAAAGGUGAUCAUUUUCUCCUGAGGUUUUACAGGAACAAAGUAGAUUACUCUAGGAUUCAUGGCUAUGAUAUCUUCUACAACAAUGUGUUACUCGACCCUAAAAUGGUGGGGUGUUGGGCAAAACUAUCAGCAGUUAGGGCAGCUAUGUUGGCACACCCUGAGGCUGAGUGGACCUGGUGGAUUGACGAGGAUGCUGUGUUUACUGACAUGGAUUUUAAGGUCCCAUUAGAACGUUAUAAAGAUCAGAAUUUUGUCGUCCAUGGCUGGCCUAGGGAGGUCUACGAGGAGAAAAACUGGCUAGGUUUGAAUGCUGGCUCGUUCCUCAUCAGGAAUUGCCAAUGGUCAUUGGAUUUCUUGGACGCAUGGGCUGAUAUGGGGCCGCAAUCGAAGAACCACGAGAAAUGGAGGAAAAUCUUGUUGACAACGUUUAAGCAUGGAGCUGACGAUCAAACUGCACUUGCAUAUUUGCUAGUGAAAGAAAGAGAGGAUCAAUUACGUAGCAAAGUGCAUAUAGAAAUUGGGUAUUAUCUUGAAGGAUAUUGGCUGGUUAUUAAGGAUACACUCAAGAACAUCACAGAUAAAUACGUGGACAUCGAGAAGGGAGACAAGAAGUUGAGAAGGCGGCAUGCUGAAUUGGUGAGCGAGAAGUAUGCCAAAGUCUGGGAACCACAUCUGAAAGAUGCCGGUUAUGGGUACGGAAGCUGGAGGAGGCCGUUUGUGACUCAUUUUGCUGGUUGUCAGCCGUGUAACGGCAAGAUCAACCCAUCGUUCUCGAGGGAAAGUUGUUGGGAGGCCAUGGACAAGGUUUUGAAUUACGCUGAUAAUCAGGUUCUCCGUAAUUACGGGUUUACGCACCCGGAUUUAUCGGAUCCGUCCGUGGUAUCUCCUUUAUGA